GAAAGACAUAAGACAGCUCUCCUUCUUUCACUUCAAGCAUGGGGUUGUCAGUGAUCCUGCUCAGCUUCACAGCCAUAAUCUUCAUUACAGAAGUGGCUACAGACUGUGGAGUAGCUCCUCUAAAUACACGUGUAGUGGGCGGCGCUGAAGCCCCUGCAGGUAACUGGCCCUGGCAGGUCAGCGUCCAUUACAACAGCAGACACAUCUGUGGAGGAACCCUGAUCCACAGCCAGUGGGUGGUGACGGCCGCUCACUGCAUCAUCUCUACUAACCUCGACAGCUGGACGCUGUACUUGGGAAGACAAACCCAGUUCCCGUCAGCUGCCAACCCAAACGCAAAUGAAGUGAGAGUUGGUAUUCAGUCCAUCACCGUCCAUCCAAAGUACAACAACACACUUUUCAAUAAUGACAUCUCCCUGAUGAAACUGAGCCAACCUGUGACCUUCACUCAAUACAUACGUCCGGUCUGCCUGGCGUCCAAAGGGAGCGUCUUUCACAACGCCACGUCCUGCUGGGCUACAGGCUGGGGAAACGUCGGCAAAAACCAACCUUUGCCGGCCCCGCAGACACUUCAGGAGGUGGAAAUCCCGGUAGUGGGCAGCUCACAGUGCACCUGCCAAUAUAAACCAGUAGGUGGUGUUACAAUCACAAAACAGAUGAUUUGUGCAGGGAGAGCAGACAAAGGAAUCUGUCAGGGGGAUUCUGGAGGUCCGUUACAGUGCAAACAGGGUUCUGUGUGGGUCCAGGCUGGGAUCACCAGUUUUGGGACGAGUCUAGGCUGCGCCAAAGAAGGUUUCCCGGAGGUGUAUUCACGCGUCUCUGAGUUCCACACUUGGGUCACGGAGAACGUGGAAGGAGCCGCCAUAGGCUUCGUGACCUUUUCGUCCAACGGCACAGACGGCAACGUUACGUGCACUAGCUCUGCCACAUUUCAGUUCUCACUCGUCUCUAAUUUUAUCAUUCUCUUCACGACACUCAUCACACACUUACAGUCACUUUAAACCGACUCACACACACAUGCUACUCUGAGCUAAGCGGGUAUAGGAAACAGAAGUGUGAAAUGCACAGUGAAAUUCUGAAGAACUAAAUGCUAAAAAAAAAAAAAGCAUUUGAGACAUUAAAGCUCAUGAGUGAAUCACCAAAGAGUCCUUUGUCUGGUUUCCAAAAACAGUUAGCCACUACUGGAAAAUGCUAUAACUACAUCAUUAUGAGGGGAAAAUUAGUUGUGUAUUCUGAUGAAAUAUUUGUUUACUGUGAGCAACAUACCCAUUUCAAAAAUGCCACUGCAUUACAGUGGAUGUUACUGGUGACCAGUGUUUGUAUAGAGACCUUAUGCAGCAGGAAGGCCUUAUGUUCAAAUUAUGUAUCGGAAAGAUCUAAAGUUAAACGCGUUAAACGCAUUUGAACACCACCACAAUGUCAUAUUACGAGUGAGAAACUCAGAGCUUUCUUUAAGCUGAGAGUUUCUGGGCUGUCAGUGAGAAAAUAUGGAGGAUACAAUAGGUGCAGCAUCUGUACUGAUGGUAAAUUUCUUGAAAUGAAUGAUUUGUUUUCAUUUACACUAAAACAAGGUUGCAUGUACAAAAAUACGACACUGUUGUACAAUUACUAUAAUUAUGAUCAAAUAUGUA
Messenger RNA from Labeo rohita (rohu), 1631 nucleotides. RefSeq lists its product as uncharacterized. The transcript has 5 exons. Bases 39 to 1001 code for a protein of 320 amino acids. Gene Ontology annotation, biological process: proteolysis. NCBI's taxonomy places the organism in Eukaryota, Metazoa, Chordata, Actinopteri, Cypriniformes, Cyprinidae. The record is from RefSeq and is a predicted model, not a curated record. Gene Ontology annotation, molecular function: serine-type endopeptidase activity.